Messenger RNA from Lathyrus oleraceus (garden pea), 794 nucleotides. RefSeq lists its product as uncharacterized. The record is from RefSeq and is a predicted model, not a curated record. Bases 224 to 721 code for a protein of 165 amino acids. The transcript has 2 exons. Lineage: Eukaryota; Viridiplantae; Streptophyta; Magnoliopsida; Fabales; Fabaceae.
CGCGUAAUUGCCUACGUGUCAUUUUAACUACUUUAAUUUAUACUUCAUUUUCCUUAUUCUGGACCUUAACGUUUCUUUCACUUCUUCACCCCACACCAACAAAAAUUUCUACUUCUUCUCUCCCCAAAACGUACACACUUUUUUUCUCUUUCUCCGUUCAUAAUUCAUAAUCAUUACAUUCAACAAAUUCAAAUCCAAAUUUUAUGUUCAGAAAUUAACUAACAUGUUUAACGAGCUCGCGGGAGGGAGCUUUCGAAUUCCAUGGCUGAUUUGGAUUCAACUAAUUGUUCUCUUUCUCCUCUUUGCACUCUUCUAUUGUUUCACAAUCUCUGUUGAUGACGACGCCUCCGUCCCCGCCUCCAUCUUGCCGGAAACUUCCUCCGUCUCGGCUAAAAGCUUCCGUUUCGAGGAGAUUCAACAGAUUGAUAAACCACGGUUAACAGGCUAUAAUGACUCAAUUACCCCUGUUUCAAAUAACGGUCAACACCACGAUAUUAUGCUGAAGGGUGUGCAGAACCUAAGUAUUGAAGGUGAGAUAGAAACAUCUUCAAGCAUGAGAAGCGUAGAGCUUUUGGAGGAGGAAGAGUCUUCAAAGCUGAGUUCCCACCCUUGCAAUUUUUUUCAAUUAGCCACGGUAGCAUUUCUCAAAUGUUUUGGCCUUGAUGAUUCCACGUUUGGUACUUCAUCAAAACAAAAAUGUAGAAAAAGAAAAGAAAGUUGAGUAUAUAAAUGUGAAAACCAUGUUAUUGUAAAUAUCAUUCGUUAAAUAAAAAGUUCAUUCAUUAGUUUUCUUA